Molecule: messenger RNA, 849 nt
Organism: Spodoptera littoralis (African cotton leafworm)
Lineage: Eukaryota; Metazoa; Arthropoda; Insecta; Lepidoptera; Noctuidae
Source: the annotation of a GenBank genome assembly
AUGGUAAAUGACGCACAAGUACAGUCGCCGCCAGAUUUGGAUGCGCGUGGCGACGAACGCACAAACGAAAAGUGUGAUGUAAAUAACAGUGUUAAAGUUUUGGAGUAUAAGGGACUGCUCUGGACAUGUGGUUUGAGGCAAAUUUGUUUAACUGCACUCUGGCUUCCAUUAGGUGCUCUAAUAUUUUGUUAUGUGACCGCGUCUAUGUUUCAAGCAGAUGACAUACAUGAAACGCAUUGUAGGGUUUACAAUGUAGUACCAUCAAUUAGUGCGAUUACCGGUAUAAGUCCACAGAGAUAUAUUUGGAGGAUGUGCAUCGCUUUCCACCUUGGACCAAGGUUGUUGAUAGGUUCCUUAUACUAUAACUACCACAAAGAGCGCACGGCUCACAUUACCGAGGAAAAGGCUCGGACUACGGCGACCAAAUUAGGAAAAGCAUGCUAUUGGCUAAAUUUUAUAGAGCUGUUUGCACUUACAGGCGUAACAUAUAUUUCCAAUAGGGAGAACUAUUUUGUUCACGAGAAGAUAUUCAUAGUGUUCAUGGUAACGGCUUUGCUGCAUAUGCUAUGUCGCGCGCGCGUCGGAUGCAUCGCAAGCGACGUCGUAGAACCGGUGAGGACCAACAAACUCGUAUGGACACUGUUCUACGUCGCCAUAGCUUCCACCGUGGGACUCAUUAUAUUCUUCUUGCGACAUCGGCUGCUGUGUCGACCUUUAGCAUUCACAUGGUUCUCAGUAUGUGAAUACAUCUUGGCGACGGCGAACAUGGCAUUCCACGCCAUUGUGGUCCGCGACCUGCCUCAGCACGAACUUCAAGUGAUGUGUCCUACUCACAGUAAGACGAACUGA